UUGUGAUUCUCUCCUCCUCUCCUCCUCUUGCCCCCCCCAACGAAGCUCUUCCUGUCUUCCUUCCAUUCUUUAUCAACACCAUUCGUUGUUGUUUAGAGCCCCUUAGAACUGCCCCGAGUCCCAAGAUGUUUUACUAAGUCCACCCCGAGUCCUUCCUUUGGCAUGAUCCGGACCCCGCUCCCUCAUCCUGUAGCUGGAGCUCCUACGACCUUUACGCUUUCUGCCCGCCCUAAGAGGAGCCCCCCCUCCGUCCCCCGGAAUUAUUAAGUUUCCACAGGCCAUCACCAACCCAGCGCCUGACAUCGAGGAUCGUUCAGGGCAAGGUUGCGCUUGUGUGGAUUCUACUGCACAGCAGUAGACCUGCGCUUACCUUCUUGCGACAUCGUUCCUCCCCCGUCCCCCUCCUUCCCUUCCACAGCUGACGACAAUAUGUCAAACCCCGCGCAACCAUACGAUUCUCGACGGGCAACUAUCUAUAGCCGUCAACCGGAGGAGCUUCAUAUUCCGUCGGGAGGCUUGAAUACAGGCAGCCUGCCGCGACCAUCGGCUUCGCACGAAUACCCUACAAGCCCGGAUAGUCACGUUCCAUCUAUCAACAUUCAUCCGUCGAGCUCUCAGCCCAAUCAGUAUGGAAGUGGGAAUGGUGGUGUAGGUGGAGCUCUUCCGGGCGCCCUGCAGCCAGGAAAUGCCAACCGCCCACCUGCAGUGUCGGUGAAUACCGCCCCCUCCGUCCUCCCUACCCUCCCUCAGUUGUCGACACAGCUGCAACAGCAACCCCAGCAACCCCAGCAACAACCUCCGUCGAGCACCCCUCGUUCCAACAUGGCCAAUUCCCAAGCGCACUCCCGUUCAAGCCCUGUUGGCUUUGAACAGAAAUAUAAACCGCCUGGGUCCUCCCCAGGAGCUGCAUAUCCUCCAACUCCGCAAGGGGCCAAAUAUUCUCCUCUUGGAUUGGCGGAUAUUCGCCCAUCCGGAGACCUAUUGAAUGACCCCAUCAUAAGUCAGAGUACAUUGCCAUUCAAUGGGACGGAAAAUCAGGUACCGACCAAUAGCAAUUAUAUUACUCCCUGGCCCAUAUAUGCCGUGGAUUGGUGUAAAUGGCCGAUUUCCGGGAACUCGGGCUCUUUCGGCGGCAAAAUCGCGCUGGGAAGCUAUUUGGAGGACCAUCACAACUAUAUACAAAUCAUCGAUACACACAUGGCCCAACCAGACCCUGAUACCCCCGAUGCCGCCGCUGGGGAGGUGAAGCUGGAAUACGUAAAGACCGCAGAGGCCACUCAUUCCUACCCCGUUACGCGUAUUCUUUGGGAGCCACCAUCCUCCCAGAAACAAUCUACGGACCUUCUAGCAACCUCCGGAGAUCAUCUCCGACUCUGGUCCCUACCAAGCUCGCAGCCUAUACAAACUUCCAACUCCAUCACACGAUCGGCAAACCAGGGGGUUAUGCCCACGGCGAAACUCUCGCCAUUGGCGUUGCUUUCCAACUCCAAGUCGCCCGAGCACACUGCUCCUAUCACUUCCCUGGACUGGAACACAAUUUCCCCGAGUUUGAUUAUCACUUCCAGCAUCGACACUACGUGCACGAUCUGGGAUAUCCCUACCCUAACUGCCAAAACUCAACUGAUUGCACACGACAAGGAAGUGUACGACGUUCGAUUUUGCGCGAAUAGCGUCGAUGUAUUCGUCAGCUGUGGUGCUGAUGGUAGUGUGCGCAUGUUUGACCUGCGCAGCCUGGAGCAUAGCACAAUUAUCUAUGAACCAACGGAGAAAAAUGAGAAAUGUAUGCUUAUCCAUAUGGCUGCAUGUCAAAUGCUGACCCGUAAUUCUCUAGUGAUGAGCCCCGGCAACGGCAGUCCCUCCACACCAGCAACUAUAUGGCCUCCGCCCCUUCUGCGGAUUGCGGCAUCACCUCACGACUCCCACCUCUUGGCAACAUUCUCCCAAGAUUCCAACAUUGUCCGAGUUCUCGACGUGCGCCAGCCUGGUCAAGCGCUCCUUGAACUCAAAGGUCACUCAGCUUCCCUGAAUUGUGUGGAGUGGUCCCCCAAUCGACGUGGUGUUCUUGCUUCCGGUGCCGACGACUGCUUUGUCCUACUAUGGGACCUCAUCAACCAGCACAAUGCCACUCCUGUCCCGCCAGUCGUCCACAACCCUGGUGCACCAUCCACAACCACGGAACGUGGCCCUGCAGCCGCCUGGAAAUGUGAUUAUGAGGUCUCCAACAUCAGCUGGUCUCCGCAAGGAGGUAACACAAAUUCUGGACAUCCGCGCGAUUGGCUAGGAGUCUGCGGAGGACGAGGGGUUUGGGGAGUCGCUUUAUGAGAAAAAAAAAAGUCUUUAUCCUAUCCUAUCCUAUCUAUGUAUUAGAUACAUAUCAAAUUCCCCACGCCCUUUUUUUUUUU
Aspergillus ochraceoroseus IBT 24754 is the source of this 2402-nucleotide messenger RNA. Its product is annotated as WD repeat protein. The record is from RefSeq and is a predicted model, not a curated record. Gene Ontology annotation, molecular function: protein binding. The transcript has 3 exons. Gene Ontology annotation, cellular component: nucleus. NCBI's taxonomy places the organism in Eukaryota, Fungi, Ascomycota, Eurotiomycetes, Eurotiales, Aspergillaceae. Bases 430 to 2322 code for a protein of 630 amino acids.